Molecule: messenger RNA, 2301 nt
Organism: Cucurbita moschata (crookneck pumpkin)
Lineage: Eukaryota; Viridiplantae; Streptophyta; Magnoliopsida; Cucurbitales; Cucurbitaceae
Exons: 7
Coding region: 379-2121 (580 amino acids)
Source: RefSeq, a predicted model, not a curated record
AACAUGUUUCAGAUUAAUAUCUUUGGGGAAAUAAGAAGGAUGAGUUCAAUCCAUGGUGGUCAUCUACCUAGGAUUAAUAUCCAACGUGUUUUCUGUCAACCAAAUGUAAUAGGGUUAAGCGGUUUUCCGGUGAGAUUAGUCAAGGUGUAGACAAGCUGGCCUGGACACUCAUCCAUAUAAAACAAAGAAAAUAAAAGGCUAAUUGUUUCCUACUGUGAGGAUCAAGAAAAUAAGCGAGUUCUCUUAUAUCCCAAUUAUGUUUUGUAUAGCCAGCAUUCUUAUGUAUGUCAAGUUAGUAACACAUCAGGUCGGAUUGUCACUUUGGUACAGUGGAACAACCUUUCUAAAUUUUUUUUUUUUAGAUAGCUUAAAGACAACAUGCAAUUUACAUCAGGUUUGGUAAUUUCGUUAAAAAUCCUCGAAUAUCAGUGGAAGAAGGUUGAUGGUGAUGGCAGAUUCGUUCCUGCCACGGAUGAUGAAGUAAUGGAGGUCGAGGAUUUACUUGAAGAUGACAAGAGUGAAAAAGUGGAAGAUGCAGGACAAAUUGUUGAAUGCAUACCCACUGAAGGCACUUUAUUUGGGAAGCCUCAUGUCGAAAUUUCAAAUGGUUUGCCACAAUCUGAAGGUGAUGCAGGGUAUACUGCCCGAUUGGAGUACAUUGAGGAGGUAUUGCAAAAGGUGAAACAGGAAGAGCGGCUUCGCUUAGCAUGUGGAUCGCUUAACUAUCCUUCUGCUUACGUGGAUGGAGACAGGAAGGGUUCUGAUCAGCAUGGUUCGCUUGUUACUGAUGAGAAGUUCCAAUCUCAAAUUUCACUGCAGGAAAUUUCUCACUGCUCUCCAAGUUUGAAUGAGAAUCAUGAGAAUGAACAUGGGAGUCUGGGCAAUUUCUUAAAGCAUCCAGACAAAUCAGUGGAAUCCGAAUCCUCAGAUGCCAUUUGCACGACGUCUAAGCCCGAGUUUUCCAUGUUAAAGGGGGACAUAUGCCUGGAUAAUCUCUCAAUCAGAGAGCUCCAUGAAUGUUUCAAAGCAACUUUUGGGCGAGACACUACGGUUAAAGACAAAUCGUGGCUUAAGAGGAGAAUUGCUAUGGGAUUGACCAACUCAUGCGACAUUCCAGCCUCAUCUUUUAUAAUUAAGGAAGGCAAGUUUGUUGAAGAAAGUUCCCAAAAUGUGGUGGGCGUGUCCACCAUUCCAACUGCAGAAGCUUUGAAUAUUGAAUGCACUGGUUCACCGACAACUUAUUGUUUGGAAACUAAGGACCAUCAUCACGUUGAGGAAAUUGAACUUGAUCAUGGAAUUGACGACCAACACGAAGAGAGAGCUGCUGUUAAAAGAAUUCGGAAGCCCACCAGGCGGUAUAUUGAAGAGCUUUCUGAAGUGGAGUCAAGAGAGUUCGUCCCAAAGGUGAUAAGUUUGAAUAAAAGUUCUGUAUCUGAUAGCGUAUCUGCUAAUUCUAUUGAAAGACCUAGUAAGAAAGUCUGUUCAGAUAGGGGAAGAACUGUCAUAACAAGAUUGGAUUCACUUGGUGGAUCUGGUGUACAAGUUCCAUGUGUUUCGAGAGUUCGAAGGAGUCGUCCAAGGAAAAACAUUGUAGCCCUUGUGUUUACCCUUCCAGAUAAAGAUCAGAAUCCUUCGGUCAAGGACACGAAUGAAGUGGAGGAGAAGAAUUUGGAGGAGAAGCCAACAGAUUCAGGCAAUGCAUCAGAUGAUAAUGCAAUAAUUGUUCCAACACCAAAAGGUGGAUCAAGGAGGAAGCAUCAUCGCGCUUGGACUCUUGUCGAGGUCAUCAAAUUAGUGGAGGGCGUGUCGAUAUGCGGGGCUGGUAGAUGGUCUGAGAUCAAGAAACUUUCUUUUUCAUCGUACUCGUAUCGUACAUCAGUUGAUCUCAAGGAUAAAUGGAGAAACCUGCUCAAGGCUAGCUUUGCGCAGACGCCUGUUGGUGAAGGGGUGAGUUCUCGGAAACAUGUGUCGGUGUCAAUUCCAGAACAGAUCUUGUUACAGGUGAGGGAGCUUGCUGAGAUGCAUGCUCAAAUUCCUCCUUCAAACCAUGGACAAGGCAAAUUGGGUGGAGUUAGUAGUGGGAGCAAUAUGCACGAGAUAAGUCCGGCAGUGUGCUUGUAACAUUGUAAAUAACACAAGCUUGUCUUAUUUUUUUUUCACCCCUUGAAAAACAAACCAAAAACAAAACUCUUGAUCUGAAUCCUGUAGCAACAACUGUUCGUUGCUCGUGGCGAAUUAUAGGAAUUUCUUGAGCUUUGAUCAUCAAUUUUUGUUUACGAGAUGCUUUUAUGGCUCCUACAA